Puccinia triticina is the source of this 1224-nucleotide messenger RNA. RefSeq lists its product as uncharacterized. NCBI's taxonomy places the organism in Eukaryota, Fungi, Basidiomycota, Pucciniomycetes, Pucciniales, Pucciniaceae. Gene Ontology annotation, biological process: mitotic spindle organization. The transcript is spliced from 5 exons. The record is from RefSeq and is a predicted model, not a curated record. Gene Ontology annotation, cellular component: cytoplasm; dynactin complex. Bases 1 to 1224 code for a protein of 407 amino acids.
AUGUGGUCCUCUUCGUUGGACCCCUCCUCUUCAUCCUCAUCAGAUGAUACAAAGACUGGGCGAGGGUGCGGUCCGGGCGGACAGAAGGAGCCAGGCUGGCCACCUCCGGAUGCUGGGGCGACCCGAUACCGGAACGGCCCCCUUUUGAGGCGAGGCCGGGCACGGGACACGAGGUCCCGGCCGCUGGCCGACUUGGCCGGGCAGCCCGCCGACCCCUGCGGGAGGGCAGGCUUCGAACCCAGGACCUGGCCUUCUCGCCCGGACACCCCGGCGGACACAGUGCGCUGCGGAUACCCGGAUCAGCUUGGCAGUGGACACUGCCCGAUUCCCCGGUUGGGCCAUUACAGCAUGGUCAACAGGGGCGGCGGGCGGAGAGAUAGCACCCCCACCAGCACUGCUUCCCUCCUUCUCGUCAAGCCUCAGCCGGCCACACAAACCACCCACGAACCACACACAGCCCGAGAUGAGCAAGACACGGCGCCCGAUGUCUACGAGACACCCGACCUGCCGACGAUCCACAUCACCGAGCGGGACGACGACUCGGACAGCGAGGUGCUGCCCCCAGGAGGCCAUGCCCAGCCGGCCAAGACACACACCCCCAACACCGACAUCAUCAAAGACACCCUCGACCAGUCCUCCGCCCGCAAGAAGUUUGGCGCCGCCUCCGGGCUCGACGGCCGCGAUGCAGAUUUCUCGACGUCUCUGCUGAGGAAACCGCCCCGCCGAGCGUCCGCCCGCGGGUACCCGCCCCCAGCGAGCCGGAGCCAGACGUUCGAGACCGACGAGUACACCAUCCUGCCCCGGGGAUACGCGGUCGACGGCCGGCCGGGGGAAGAGACGGCGCUGGAGCGCCUGCGAAGGCUGCGGUUCGAGGUGGCCGAGCUGGAGGAGGAGAUCGAGCAGGCCAGCCACGCGCAGGACGCCGCUCGACCGGACCAGCAGCCCGAUGCGGAGGACGACCCGGCGGGGGCCGCCAAGCGCAAGCCCACCCCCGCGCCCUCGCCCGCCGAGCUCCUCGCCGAGCUGCACCAUCUGCGCCAGCAGCUCGAGAAGCUCUCCGUCUCCGCCGGCCCGGCCGCCUCGGCGCUGUCCUCCGCCUCCCAGCUGCGCGCCCGGGAGGCGUACGCCAAGACGCUCCUCCAGCAGCUCGCCCAGCCACGCCAGCUGGCCUUGAAGUGGGCGCUGCCCCAGCGGACAACUGCUGCACAUCCGGACCCCCCAUAG